GAGGCCUAGUGGCGGGACGGCGGGGACUGAGGGCGGGGCUCUGCACUACGGUACGGCGGUGUCUGCGUGGUGCCGCUGAGUUGGUACCUUGCCAGCUGUCGGAAGUUUGCCCGCCCGUUUGGCCGAUGGACAGAAUGGCAGCCCAGGGGACAAUCGGAGGUGUUCCCUGGUAACUCUACUGCUAAAUAUAGUCAAAGCAGUAAUCUGAGUCCUUCAUGCACGCAGUGCGUGCCCGGCGCCCGCGCCAGGCCCAGAGCUUGACACUGUGGGAUAAACAAGCAUGAAGGUAGCAUGGAUCUGCCUGUGGACAAAUGGAUAUCCUACCUGCUUGACAAGUGGGCUUUACUCCCCAAGUCUGUGCAGGACACAAUUUCGACAGCAGAGACACUGAACGACAUCUUUCUGCGUUCCUCUUCCCUUCUGCAGCCCGAAGAUGAGGUGUUUUUAAAGCGGCUUUCUAGUGCUUACUUGGUGGAAAAGGACUAUGAUGCUCCCCUUUUCUACAGAGAAAAAGGAAACAAAAAAUUCCAAGAGAAGGACUACAUAGGCGCCGCAAUGCUGUACUCUAAGGGAGUGUCGCAUUCCAGGCCUAACACUGAGGAUAUUUCACUGUGCUAUGCCAAUCGCUCUGCAGCCCUCUUCCAUCUGGGUCAGUAUGAAGCAUGUCUUAAAGACAUAGUGAGAGCAGAUGUGCAUGGGUAUCCUGAAAGACUGCAACCCAAGAUGAUGCUGCGCAAGACAGAGUGCCUGGUGAACCUCGGGAGACUGCAGGAGGCGAGGCAAACCAUCACUGAUCUUGAAAGCAGCCUCACUGCCAAGCCAACACUGGUGCCUUCCUCUCAUCAGAUUCUGCAGAGGAACCUCCAUCACCUGAAAAUGAAGAUCCAAGAGAAGGAGAGUCUCCCAGAAACCUUCCCAGCAGCUCUCACCAGAGUGUUUGAGGAUAUGGCCCUGGGGGAAGAGAACAAAGAGAUUUCUGGGGCAUCGCUGUCUGUCAGCUUACACAUGGACCCUUUGAAAGGCCGCCAUCUAGUUGCCACAAAAGACAUUCUCCCGGGAGAACUCCUGGUGAAGGAAGAUGCUUUUGUAAGUGUCCUUAACCCAGGAGAAAUGCCACCACUGCACCAUGGCCUAGAGACCAAGUGGGAUACCAGAGUUACCAAUGGAGACCUCUACUGUCACCGAUGUCUGAAGCACACUUUGGCCACAGUACCCUGUGGCGGGUGCAGCUAUGCCAGGUAUUGCAGCCAGGAAUGUACGCAGGAGGCAUGGGAGUGCUACCAUAGCACAGAGUGUCCUCUGGGGGCGCUGCUUCUUGUGCUUGGGGUCUUCUGCCAUGUUGCCCUUAGGAUGACUCUGUUAACCAGAUUUGAAGAUGUUGACAGAGUUGUAAGGAUGCUUUGUGAUGAGACUGGUCACAAAGAUACCUGUUUACCUGAAAACAAGAAUCCAGUCAAGACAUUUAGGUACACAGAUCAGGGGGAGAGUGAAGAGAACAGCAAAAUAGGUGAACCCCCAGUUCCUGGAUGUAAUGUCAAUGGCAAGUAUGAAAGUAAUUAUAACGCUGUCUUCAGCCUUCUGCCUCAUACUGAGAAACAUAGCCCGGAACACAGAUUCAUCUGCGCCAUCAGUGUCUCUGCCCUGUGCAGGCAGCUCAAAACAGCCAGCGUGCAGGCCCAAACCGUGUCCUCCAAGUGGAAAGCAGCGAGCCCAGGAUUGUGUGCAGAUUUGACUACUUGGGGACUAGCCAUGCUGCGGCACAUGCUGCAGCUGCAGUGCAAUGCCCAGGCGAUAACCUCCAUCCAGCACACAGGGUCUGAAGAAAGCAUCGUGACCAACAGCAGGCAGGUCCGCCUUGCCACAGGCAUCUUCCCUGUCGUCAGCCUCCUGAACCACUCCUGCAGCCCCAACACGAGUGUGUCCUUCACUGGCACUGUCGCCACCAUCCGGGCAGCACAGCACAUCAGAAAAGGACAAGAGAUUGUGCACUGCUAUGGGCCACAUCAGAGCCGCAUGGGUGUUGCUGAGAGGCAGCAGAAGCUGAGGUCACAGUACUUCUUUGACUGUAGCUGUCCAGCCUGUCACACUGAGACACUCAGAGCAGCUGUAGAGCCCAGAUGGGAAGCCUUCUGCUGCAACGCAUGCAGCGCACUCAUGCAGGGAAACGAUGUGCUGAGCUGCAGCAACGAAUCUUGCAGAGAAUCCGUCAGCAGGGCCCACCUGGCCUCCCGCCUCCAGGACCUUCAGCAGCAGGUGUGCGAGGCCCAGAAGCUUCUCAGAAAUGGGAAACUAGUAGAGCAAGCUGUCCAGCAGUUGUUGGGGUGCCGGGAGGCUGCCGAGAGCUUCUUGUCCGCAGAGCACACCGUGGUGGGGGAAAUUGAAGAUGGGCUGGCGCAGGCACAUGCUGCCUUAGGAGACUGGCGGAAGUCUGCUGCCCACAUACAGAAGAGUGUUCGUGUGGUUGAAGCUCGCCAUGGGCCAUCCAGUGUUGAAAUCGGCCACGAACUCUUCAAGCUGGCCCAAGUCCUGUUCAACGGGUUGGCAGUGCCUGAAGCUCUGAGCACCAUAUGGAAAGCGGAAAAGAUCCUGUUGGUGCACUGUGGCCCUGAGAGCCCUGAGGUCCAGGAGCUCCGGGAGAUGAAAUCCUGUUUACUGGACUUGUCGAUCCCCGUGGGGCCCUCGGUGUAGAGUGUACGUUCUAGUCCGCAGGAAGGGAGCUCCGGCAGAUGAGUUAAAGAGGCUGUGUCGGUUUAGAGCUGACAUCAGAAAGGACAGGCCCUACCCAGCUGUCCUGCGCUGUGUCUUGAUGGCUGCUGCUUGCAGGAACUAACUGCCCUCAGAUAGAAAUCCCCCAUCCCCAGAAAAGACUUACCAGUGCCUGUGGAAGCUAAGGGCUUUAAAAGGCCACAGCUGAUCUGCAAGCAGCUGAUACUAGCCUAGGGUUUUGGCUUGAUUUCAUCUCACCAAAGGAUGAGAGUCUUUCUCUGAAACAUUCCUGUGGUUUCUGGUAGCAAUGAAGUGCUGUGUACUACUCCAGUGGGAACUUCAACUCUUAGUCUUGUAUUAUAAUUGAAGAACAAUAUAUAGCAAGAAAUCCGUGUGGCUCCUUUAUGUCAAGAGACACACGAUUACAGUCACAAUAUCCCGCUUUCUUAAAUGUUUCGUUGAAACUGCUGGUGUGUAAUUUGUGAAUGAAGAAAUAAACACGGGACUGUCUCACUGUUGGGCAGUUUCUUCCUGGGGAUGGUAACUCUAUUUGCUUCCUACCAGUUUUCUAAUUCUUUUAUUUAUUUGUUUGUUUAUUUGUUUUAAUGCUCAUUGGUGUUUUACUUGCGUGUAUGUCUGUGUGAGGCUGUCAGAAGCCCUGGAAUUGGAGUUACAGACAGGUGUGAGCCACCAUGUGGAUUCUGGGAAAUUACCUGGGCCCUCUGGAAGAACAGCCAGUGCUCUUAACCUCUGAGCCAUCUCUCCAGCCCCAUAGUUUUUUCAUUUUAUUCACUGACUUUCAUUGAACUUCAUGGUAGACUCACUGUCCAGGUAC
Molecule: messenger RNA, 3541 nt
Organism: Alexandromys fortis (reed vole)
Lineage: Eukaryota; Metazoa; Chordata; Mammalia; Rodentia; Cricetidae
Gene: Smyd4
Product: SET and MYND domain containing 4
Exons: 11
Coding region: 292-2688 (798 amino acids)
Biological process (GO): heart development
Cellular component (GO): nucleus; cytoplasm
Molecular function (GO): histone deacetylase binding
Source: RefSeq, a predicted model, not a curated record